Molecule: messenger RNA, 3432 nt
Organism: Thyridium curvatum
Lineage: Eukaryota; Fungi; Ascomycota; Sordariomycetes; Thyridiales; Thyridiaceae
Exons: 2
Coding region: 1-3432 (1143 amino acids)
Source: RefSeq, a predicted model, not a curated record
AUGGACAUUAUCCGGACUUCCGCCGCCACAGCAGCGGCAGCCCGUCUUUCUCCUAAAAAUGCUGGCGGUUUCGUCUUUGCCCGCGGUCUUUACAAGAGGACUCCAAACACCCCGACCGGCGGUCAGUACAAGACCAACGUUAACCGCACCAAGACCAAGAAAUGGGUCGAAGCCAAGGUCCAGAGCUACGACGGCGACGACUGGGGAGCCGACGAGUACGACGAUGAGCCGCCCGAAGAUGAAGUACCGCCUCCUCCUCCACCACCACCAAAACCACUCGGACCCCGACUGCCAGGCUCAAAUCCCUCGAGCCAACCUCCUACACCGCAGUCCGCCGUCCAUUCCAUCCAUUCCGGCAAGCCCUACUCGGCUUCGGCUUCACCCGCUCCAUCACCUGGCCUGAAAGGUCCUUCAGGCCCGCCGGCGCUACAGAUACAGACGCAGGCUCAGUCUCAGUCGCCUACCGUGGCACCCGAGAACCCGAGACCUGAUCAUGCAGGCCCCUCGAACGCUCCUGCUCCUAUCACUGCGCCGUCGGGUGCCUCCGCUGAGCAGGUUGCCUCACCACAAUCUGCUGGCGUGCCACAGAGCGGGGCCACUGCAUCCAGCGUCUACUCGCAGCCCAGCGCCCGCAAUGUAAGCUCGCCCGUGACGGACCGGCGCAUGUCGCCCGCACCACAAUCUGCUUCAGGCCCAGUGCCUACCCGAUUCCCACCGAGGAAGUCGAGCAUGGGCCAGCAAGCCGCCCCCGACCUGUCCGAGAUCGUUCGCCCCGGCUCGGGCCCAGACCUGGUGCAGGGCAAGCCCUGGAGGGAAGGACGGCCUGCUUCGCCCCUGGGGCCCAGGUCGCCAGAUGGGCAGCCGAACAAGCCCAGCUUUAUCCGGCCUGCCGACAUCUAUAAGAGGAUGGGAGAGGAGAAGGAGAAGGAGCGGCUAUCUAUGGAUUCGAACCGUCCUAGCCUGGACAGCCUUGGGGCGCGAGGGAGCGAGCGAUCUAGCUCGCCACUAAAAACCGACUCGGACCAAAGGCCAGCAAGUUUUGGUAGAGAUGAGGACGGCGCGGACAGGACUCGGAGCGCGAACCAGGUCUUGACGCCUGUCGCAGAGAGGAAGAGUGAGCACGGCUUUGAUGGCAUGGUGAGUGGCGCACAGCAACCAAAUGUCAGCGAAGGGCCGAAGCCAGUCAUUGGUGCCGACGAGGAUGGCGACUUGCGACGAUUCUCGACGAGCCCAAAGCUCCCCGAUCUGGCCCGCAUGUCACUCUUUGGAGAGGAUCUCUUCUCCAAUCCCUCGGGCUUCCUUGCCGAUGCACCGCCGAUGCCCACCAUACCGGAUCGUGACUCCGAGUCGCCAGAGCAAGAAACGCCGAGUAUAAGCAAGAAACCCGUCGUUCUACCUACCCAGGCUGCAUCCGAUACCUCAUCGGAAGCUAGUGCUAAGGAAGGAGGGCUGAAGCUAGCCCAGACGACCUCCUCAGAUAGAAAGUCUCUUGACGCUGCCAAGGCAGUCGAGAGUAAGGAUGUAGUAGACACCACCACAACAAGCGCAGCAGAUGUUCUGGCUCCCCCCAGACCAUCACUGCCAGGCAAGUGGGUCACCGAGACUGGUGCCACACCCGGCGAAACGCCCGGCGAGCCGUCCAAGGACCUGUCUGGCAUCGGCGCUCCAUCUGCUGCUCGGGAUGCCGACACAGCCAACCCACCUGGUGCACGCCAAGUGCAGGCUGGUGAUAUUGGCACAGACGAGAGCAGUGACGAUGACGACGGUUUGACAUCGACCAGGUCUCCAGACGCCCUUCCUCCCAUUAACACCAGCUCGCGGCCUGCGCCGGCGGUGGAGGACAAGGCCAUUAUGCCACCGCCGGUGCUUGCAGAAUCAACGAAACCACAGGCACAAGACGCCACGCCAACCACGGCUACGUCUGAGGUGCCUCCCACGGCACCCCUGAACACCCGCCGAAGCGAGAUCUUCCCCUCAGACUACGUGCCGCCGCAGAGCCUAGAGCGGAUCUCGACGAUGAGCACGACGACAAACUCGCCGGUGAAGGAGAGCGACAAAUUGCGAGAGGAGAUUAUCAGGACCCUGAGCCCAGUCAAGGCGUCUGAUGAUUUUGCCGAGGCAAGUGCUGCCCGAGACGCAGGUCUGGCCGGACGCAACACUACGCGCGAGAGUACGUACCUCAACGAUGUCUACGGCGAUUAUUGGUCAGCCGAGGACAGGCCAGAAGACGAGGCCCUGGAAGGGACCGCUCUUGAGACGGUGGACGAAGCUGAAUCGGAGAAGAGCUCGGAGCCGGCAACCGCAUUACGGGAAGCAGCUCCCGCGGUUCCACCUCCCACGGAAACCAAGCCAGAGGUUGCGGCCAUCCCAGUGCUCAGUCCUCCGGUGCUCAGCCCCCCUGCCUUGAACCCACAAAGCCCGCAAAGGGAUCAAGUGCCACAGCCUGAACCGCAAAAGCUCACACUCGGCCGCCAGAGGUUCUCUUGGGAGAUGGAUACUGAGGAGACUGCUGCCCCGCAGCAACCUGCACCUCCAGCGCAACAAGAUCCUGCAGAGCAUGAGCCCAAGAGCCUAGGUAUUGGACCGAGUUCGAUGACACCCCCAGCAGGCAGCCCUACGGAGCAGGGAGCAUCUCAAAUACAGGCCGCUCGGGAUCCCGAAGAUCUAUCGCCCAAGAUAUCUCUUCUAAGCUCAGCAGCACCAGGACCCGGCGUCGGCCCGGACCAACUGUCGCCUGUCUCUGCCAUGACAGAACAGAAAUCGCCGCCACUGUCUACUGAGCCUCACCGGCUCUCCCUCGCAGACGAGAAGUCCCAGAUUCAGCACGGCUCCUCCCUCGUAUCACCCGCUCCUCCCCCUUAUGAGCACCCGGCCCUCUCCAAGGGAUCCUCGACGCCACAGAGCGCCGCGUCGCCGGUGACGGCCGCACCGCCGACGGACCUGGACAGGAUCGUCACCUUCCGGCAGAUCAUGUCGUACCCGACGCCGGCGGAGCGGAUCGCGACGUACGAGGAGACGCGGCGGCAGUUCGCCGAGGCCAACUCGGGGCUGGCGGACUGGCUCGGGGGCAUGCGGAGCCAGCCGGAGCACGCGGGGGCGUCGGCGUCGAUGCGCGAGGCCGUGGUGGCGGCGCUGGUGUCGCCGACGGCGGCGGGGGGCGCGGGCGCGGAGUCCCUGCCGUACUUCCAGCAGUACCUCAACGCGAGCUCGCCCACGACGGCGGCGGCGGGCCCGUCCGGCCCCCGGCCGGCGACGGCGGGGGGGCACCUGCACCACGGCCACGGCAAUGCUGCGUCGCAGUUUGGCCCGUCGAGCGAGUUCCGGCACUCGAGCGGGCAGGCGGCGGCCAAGAGCAAGGAGUUCUUGCAGACGGCGGGGAAGAUGAGCAAGGGGCUUUUUAACAAGGGGAAGAAUAAGCUGAGGGCUUUGUAG